GAAGCAGAAACCACAACAACAACAACAAAAAAACACACUCAUACGGAAGCGCAGCAACACGCGAUCGUGUCCAGUCGAUUUUCUAAUCAAAAGUGUCACGGGCAAAGAGAGCUGGGUGAAAUAAGCGAGCGAGGGCAAGGGGACCGGGUCAAAGGUUAGGUGGUGGAAAGUGUAGUCUCGGGUGUGCGGGUGGUAUACAUUGAUUGAUCGAAUAAAAUUCAACCGAUUCCGGCAAGAGGGGGUGGGUUCGAGCGCGAUCAUCACAAAUCGGCCGGCUCUAAAGUGAAGCGUCCGGGUGCUUCAAGGCUUCAAGCGUUUGAAGAUUGAUGGUGAGCAAAAUUACCUCACUGUCGAGUUCCAGGCGCGUCUCGAAACGAUAAUUCAAUUUAUUUCGACAAGUGUGGGUCGGUCCGGUGCGGUCUGGUUCCAGUCGCUUAGCUAGUCUAGGCUGGCCUUUGGAGUGACGAGUGAUAGUUCGUGCCGUGAUGCUCGUUCACUAAUUAACGCGAGUGCUGGGUGCAUCUUGGCAGUGUGCUGUGUCUUGAGUGUCGUGCCAGUGUCUGAGGUGGGGUCCUCCGGUUAUUGAACCACGCGUCAGUCGUGCCAAAAUUUGAAGUGAAACAAAUCCAUCGAUCGGGUGACACAAUCGGUUUGAGUAGGAAGUGGUGUCUACAAUUCCUUCGUGUGUGUGUGUGUGUGCGUGCUUGUGUCCCUUACAGCAAAGGUUUUACCGAGUAGGACGAUUCGAUAAUCGAAUAUAAUCCAAUUAACCGGGAGCCACGUUUUCCAAAGCGUUCGCUAUAAUUCUAUGAGUGUGAGGUUUUUUCUCUCUCUCUUGUGUGUUAUGGCAACCAAGUUGAUCCUGUAACGUGUCUGUGGUUCCAAAAAGUUUUUCGCAAGUGCAAAACAAAACAAACAACCAUGCAGUGAAGGCUUUACCACCGCCCAAUUACACCACCACCAGCCAAGUGAGAUCAGUGAGUCAGUGAAACAACGGCCUACGUCUGGAUUAUAGCAGCCCGUUGUGUGCCUGCAGUGUGAACCGAGCAGCGACAAUGAUUACUCCCCGGAUUACCAUGACUCGGAUGCACUUUGGAUUCAAUUUCCUGCUUCUUAUUGCUGCAGCAUCCUCCAUUAAUGGCAAUCAACAAAUCUCCAAGCGGACGGCGGCCCCGGUAGCCGAAACGCUGCGGCUAGCACCGGAGGAAGAGAUGGCCCACUUCGUCGACCAGUCGCGCAUGGUCACCUGCAGCCACACGAACCAGGAAGUGAAGCUAAAGUGGCGAAAUCCGAAAAAUGUCGUCAUUAGCGAAACCAAGGGCCGCGUGCACAUCGAAGACAAGGGUGAUUCGCUGUCGCUGAUAUUCGAAGCGAUCGCCCGAACCGACCAGGGCAACUGGACGUGCGAGGUGGACGUGGACGGGACGACCACAGCAACCGACGGUCGGGUGACCGUUCCGGCGCAGCGAAAAUCCUUUAAAAUGAUCGUUUACGAACCCAUUUCCUUCCGGGAUACAAGCACGGUGCAAACGGCCGUCGAAGAUAAGGACGCAACCAUCCGCUGCGAGGUAAAGGGACAUCCGGAACCGUCCGUAUCCUGGUACUUUAACGGGCAACCUCUGUUCUUUUCGAACAAUGGACGCUACAGCAAGCUGGCCGACGGAAUGUCCAUCAAGAAGGUGGUCCAGAACGAUAGUGGCGAGUACACGUGCAAAGCGUUCCAGAUCUCGGCCACCGGUAGCAGCUUCGAGGAGAAGACGAUUCGGCUCAACAUCAAACAUAAACCGUACCUACCGGCCUGGAAACCAUCCGUAACGGACGCGUACGGGUAUGUUGGUGGUGUGGUUAAUCUUACGUGUGAGGCGACGGCCGAACCGCCAGCCAACUUUAGCUGGUCGGCCAACAAUAAAAAGCUCACCCCGAAAAGCCACAUCAUCUACAACGGGCGCCAUGUGUCGAUGCUGCAGAUCAUGAUAAAAACCAGCAGCAUAUUCGGCAAGUACAAGUGUGAGGCCAAAAACGAGCUCGGCACCGUUACGCAGGAGAUCCACCUGAAGGAGGGCACCAAACCCGAUCCGCCGAGUCUGUUUCAGCUACGCGGUGUCAACUCGGACACGCUCGACAUCGACGUCGGUGCGACCAAAUCCCAUGACAUUCCGCCCGAUCCGACCACCGUCAUCGGGUACCGGUUCGAGCUGAUGCCCACGGACGAAUACUUAAAGUCCCGCUCGUGGGACCGGGCGAGCCGACGUGACUUCGACGUGGCCGACGGUGCAACGUAUCUGCUGGUACAGCUCAUACCCGACACCAAGUACCUCAUCCGGGUGGCGGCCCGUAACGCGGCCGGCCUCAGCGACUGGACCGAGGUGAAGGAAUUCUCGACCCAUCCGCUGCAGCCGCACGGUACGAGUGGGUCCAGCGGUCCGAUGGCGCACGCGAAACCUACCGACGUGUGCUUCAAGUUCGUUUGGUUCUUGGCCGUGGCGCUCCCGGCGGCCCUAUCCAUCACGCAUCACCGAUUCGUCGACCUAGCGAAGGCUCGAUUCUAGGUCACCGGCAUCCGGUUCCCCCACGCUCCUACCGUUCCCCAUCCCCAAAAGCAAAAAGAAGCGAACGAAAUAGAUAAAUCCUAAAUAGGUUCUAAAAGUGAAGCAUAUGGCGUGGACACAUCUCGCGAUACUCGUGGCGCGGGCCCCCGGGCGGGAAAUUAAACAAGGUAGGAGAAAUUGGCAAGCACUCACACGAACGGUAAGAGAAACUUCCGCGCCAGUUUCGUAAUGGCCGGUGACAUGCCAGCAAAACAACACGCAGCGCUACCGAUGCGAAUGAUCGAUCGGUACGUCGAGGGGAAAUGAUGAGAAAAGUUUUUUUAGUGUCACUUUACGGAAAUUAGACUCGUUUGUUUGGUGCCUCGUGGUGACGGUCGUACUACUUCCAUGAUGAAGUCUGCGAACUUGUGAAAAUCGUUCGUAGAAGAAACUCUGGACGAAUGCAUCGCCCAAGGAUAAAAUAGGAAUUGAGAGAAAAGGCGUAUGUGUGGGUCUCUACAACAGCGCAGCAUCAUCAUCGUCACGAGAAUCGCAUUCCAUAUUGGCACACACACGCACGUACAGGUACACUUCAUACACUUUGACGAGGCGGGCUUUGUGUAAAGCGGGCAAAACAAGCUGUUGAAAAGGUCAUAAAAAGGAACAGGCGGUUUUUUUAUUGUGUCUGUGCAAGUUUCUAUGGCUAGUGGCACUUUGGUGUGCGAAUAGUUUGCAUUGAUUUGAUUUUCUACGAAAAAAGCACAUUCGAAACGCCUUAAAGUAUGCAAUACAUAAGUGCAGGGUUUGUGCAAUAGAGUUUAACAUACUGUGGUUCACAUUGGUUUCAUUUUAGACGAUCUCAAGGUCAACAGCUUUAGACUCUUACUUGAACACAUGAAUUUAGUUUACGCAUUUUUUAUUUUGAUGAUCCUUACUUAAACUGCUUACUUGAAACUUCCAUUAUUAUUUUUGAAGAACGGCCUGGCCUGUAUUGCUUAAAACUAAAUUACAAAAAUUAAUACUCAAUUCACGAUGGUGUGGAGACAUUUCCUUUUCCAAACCGUGAAAGGGCACCUUAUCCCGAGUAAGCAACUUCAACUAUUGAUCUGGUUUAUUUGAGAUUUGUAAUGGAUAAAAGCAUUGCGAUUUACAUAACCCUGUACUACGCCUAAAGUCCUGCAAUUUGCAUAAAAACACUAGUCUUGUUAUGAUUUUUUCCUUUUCUCAAUGCUUACUAGAUUGCUUCAGCAAAGCGGUCUCCUGGGACAACAUAAAACACACUACCGUGCACUGAACAACACCAAACCACACCAUACAAACACACCCAUACAUCCUAAAUAGCCAAAGAAACCGAUCCCUUAGUAGAUUAGCGAUAUUGAAAAGGCAAUCUUCCGUAUGUUUUUAUGUGUACAUUUUGAAUAGCGAAAGCACUGUGCGACGACACCCUGCAGAGAGGAGUAUGUGCAGACGGGGAAAAACUGAUCGUGUAUGUGUGUGAGUGCGUGUAUGUAAGCGAAACGUUACUAGAAGAAUUGAGCUCCUAGCUAGAAGAAAGAUAGUUAUGGCCUGUUGUGUUUUUGAUAUCUGUUGUUUAUAAACCGAACAAGAAAAGACGUUCAAAUUUCUCAACCCCUUCAACGAGCUAUUAUAAACGAGCUAAACGGAGUACAGCGUCAACAGUGAACACUAACCGCCGUUGAAAGCGGGCAAAACGCCCGCAAAAUAACAUUAAACUCGCUAUAUUAUUGCAAACGGUCACAUCCCUCGUCUCCCUUGCUGACCUGGUCCUCUGGCCCAUCUUGGUAAAGAGAAGAGCGAAGAGGAAUAAAAAUCAGGCAGGUUGGGGAUAGCUUUAACUCCAGCUUUACUCAAUUAUCCUUCAAAAUGUGAUUCGUUUAUUAAAUUCUUGACCCUCUUCUGUGUUUUUUAUUCCCUCUUUUAUUUGGGGCCCAAUUUUCUUCCACCGGAAUCAACUCAUUAGAGGACAACGUGCUGCAGGCUGAGCUCAAGAUUUUUUGGCAGCGGAUAAGCGUUGUUUGAACAGAGAGAAAGAGAGCGACGAAGACCGGUUCGAAACUAUCGCGACACAUAUAAUCCCUACAGACACUAGCGCACCGGGUUUGUUGUUACCUGAUGACGAGGGAAGCAGACUUGAGCGUAAAGUAAGUUUCCUGACAAUCAGGUUUAGCUUCUUGCUAAAGUUCUCCGCAAGAAAUGCCGCGGCAAGUAUCUAAUCCUUCGACCGUCUUUCAAUGCCGCCUUGUUGCAAUUCGUUGCAGUGCAGUCCGAUUGCAGUUGGUGAACGCGAAGCAAGCACACAGUGACUGGGCGCAAUCUGUGCAGCACCAACCGAGAGUACUUUGCAGAUGCAAUUAACUAGAUAAAAAAAAGAGGUUUCAAUUCAUACCGCGCCACGGUUUUGGGAGUGGAACGGUGUGUGUGUGGAGCGCUUUAUUUUUGCUUCCCAUGUUUCUAUGUCGCCCCAAAUGUUUCUGUUCCUUCCCGGACAGUCGAAUUUUGCACUUCGUUGACACAUUUCCAUCUUUGGUGUGUUGUUUUGCCGAGCACGCCUUCAAAGUCGAGUUUAAUUUUCCCAAAACCCACUUUGGUGAUGAAUAAAUUUAAAAAGUCUAACACGAAAACGGAACGAGGAAACAGCAAAAAUCCGCCUGAUCUGCAUUCAUGUUCUGCGCUCGCUAUUCCCUUAUCAAAGAAGAAACCUCGCUCAUAAACAACGGCUCGCUGUUAUCAUUGGAUGGCACGGUUAGGGAUAGUUUUGUAGUUUUAAAAAAAGUAAGCAGCAUGGCGAUGAAUGUUUCAAGGAGAACGAUGCACACCUGCACACGUCCUGGGUGAUUUUUUUGUUUUGUUUGGCCACCACCAUCAAACCAUCAUAUGGAGAUUGAUGUUGGUAGCUUUUUUUUUGGGGUGUUUUUUAUGUAGAUUUUCAGUUUUUUCCCCCACUCUAAAUAACAACCAAACGACAUCAAACGACUUCUAGGAAACGAAUCCUAGAAUCGAGUGAGUGUGUGUGUGUGUGCGUCUUUUCCCUUGUCGCCCAACAGCAUACAAGCAACGCUCCUGUCGUUCAUUCAAUGCAUGCAAAACGAACCUGAAAAAAACGAAGGAACAGCACAUGAAAACGAGAAUAAAUCAUUCAAAAUUCAUUGUGACUCUUUAAAAACAGAAACGAGCAUCGCGAGGGAAAUUGGGAAACAAACUCCCCCUGAGCGAAAUGGACACGAAAUGGAACGAAAAUAGUAAAUUCAUACGAAGCGGCCAGCCAACCAGCCACACAUUUAUUUACUCGCCCCAGUAAUUUUUGCUAACAGAAAAAGUGCAUUUCGCCCUGGUGCUGCCGAAUAACAACAAAAAAAACCCCUCCCGAAAGCCCUUUUGCUCCCUUUAACCUGCCAGUGAUAUAAUAAUUGCAUUUCACUUAUUAAAUAAACCCAAUUUUGUUCUGCCCGGUUUCUUGUGCUUGCUAUAAAAAAGCGGCAGGAAAUUCCAAAUUAUAAAUUGAUCAGAAGGGUGUGUUGUUAUUUCACUUUCCCCUUUUCUCUUCUUGUUACCCAGCUUAAGUGCAUCAGUAUUUUUUAAAAAUGGGCUAUUGUUUAAACAGAGCGCGCGUUCCGAACGAGCAACGCGUCAUCGGGCAAGAUCGCGCAACGCUUCGUACGCUGACACGCGCGUUCAUAAAGUUUAAAUUAAAAUUUUCUUUCCAUAAUUUUCAUCCCCCUUUUUUGCUCCCUUUUUCCCUUCUCUGGCACCCUUAAAGUGAGCUCGGGAAAAAUGCAUCACGAAAUGACAAACUUUCGUUGAAUCGGUUGUCGCUUGCAGCAGGUCGUUUGCACGUCAUCGGCGUUCACGAUGAGCAACGAAAGCUCUCUCGACGCAUAACCCUGCCACUGAUAAGAUAAUUUGCAUUAUCAUGUUAAGCAUCGCAACGGCCAUCUUCUUGGAUGGGGAGUGGUUUUUUUACCUCAUUCCAACCCACGAAGAUUAAAGUUCAAAGUGAGCUCGACCGGCAUGACCAUCGUGCGAGAUGCGAUGAUGAUCGUUGCUAUCAUCAUCAUAAUUUAUUAUAUUCCUUUCGGGUCGGGUGAUCUGUUUGUGAUCUUGUGAUGAUGGUCUCCCGUCUUGGAGUGGGGUAGAAAAUUUAAAUUAAAUCCUUCAGCAAAAGAAACAGCUGCCAGAUAGAAAGCCGGCGAUUCCGGACCGACCAAACAACCCAAAAACGAGCCGACAAACCAUACGGUGCUGCGCUGGGUAAACUUACGACCUUCGUUUGUAUGAUUUGCCUUUCGCUUUUUCUGUAUUUUCCAUACCCAUCGGUUGUGUGCUUUUCGUUUUAGCAAAUAAAAAUAAAAAUGGGCAGUACAAAAUUGAAUAUCGCGAUUAAAAACCAUUUCCAACUAACCACACAAUCCCUCGGAGGGUGUGUGAGAGAAAGCCGCUCCCAGAACGCCGCUUAAAAUCGGUCUCUGCUCCAACAGAUCCAAUUGAUUUGACCAACAACAACCGACCAGACGCUGGCUCGACCAGACCGAGCAGAAUAUUGAACAGCAAACGAAUUGGAAAUGGCUUGCAACGGAAGCCGGAAAAAGCAACAACCACACCGAGCGGCCCAGUUUCCGCUUUGGUGAAUCGUUAUGUUUUUGUGUGUAUUUUUAUCUUAUUUCGGUGUUGUUUUCCUCUCUCCCUCUGUUUUCCCAUUAUUUUUUUGUUCUGAUUGAACACCCGACCCGGUUGGCCGGUAUCUAAAGCGAAAGGAUGUUAUAGUUGCGAAUAAUAGCAUGUAGCGUAUGCACGGGAACCAAACGAAACGAGUGGCUAUUAAUUUAUUUAUCAUUUUGCUUUAUUUUACCAGGUACAACCGAGCCCGUCGGGUGGCGCUGUUGGCAGGCUUAUUAAAAAUUCUUAACAACAAGCGUAACAAGCAAAAUCUGCUUAAGUUUGAGUGUGGUGUUGCAAAAAAACAAAGGUGUUGCAUAAAGCGAUUUUCACUUUUAAUACGCCUGACAGUAUGCAAUUUGUAAAAAGAUUUUUUUUAGAGCCUUGAAAAUCCACUCUAUCUCACUCUAUUUCGUUGCAACCCGUUUCAAUGAGUUUUAUCUUCAAAUCGCCUUAAAUUAUGCAUUUUUUCGAACAAAGAGCCUCAAGUAUUACCAAUCAAAAAAAAAUUGUAACAGAAAUCAAAAUAUUAAUGUUUCAUUAAAAAAACAUUUAAGAACGAUCUUCUUGAUUUAACAUCACCUUGAUGUAUUCAUAUGAGAACGGCUUGAAAAUAAUGCAAUUCUUAUAAUUUUUGCCUUGAAUUACCAUGUCAUCUUACGCAAUUUAUUUCUAAAGGUAUGCAACUAUUUUUGGUUAUAGGCUCCUAAAUGUAUGCAAUUUUGAAACUCUUCUCUGUUGCCAGCGCCUACUUUCUUGGUUUAAAGAUUUAAUUCUGAUGCAUUCUGAUUACUAAGAAAGAGCUUUCAAAUGUUAACAAGCCAGAAUGUAUGCAAUUAUUUUAUGGAAAAGCGUUUUACGUUAAUAAAAUGAAAACUCCCUGCCAGUUUUCAUUUCUUUAUUUUGGGUACUUUUUUAUCUCAUUGUUCAUUUAUUCCUUUUUUAUCGUGAAAACCCACAAGGUGAAAUACCAACAAACAAACGAGGCGAACCAUAUGCAUCCGUUCGCAUACAUAAACAACGCCGUGCAACCGUCGUUUCGUUUCCGGUUUUCGAUGGGAGGUCAGGUUCUUUGCUUCCCAUCGCUUUCCACCUCUCUCACAAUCGCCAUACGAAUGAUUUAUUCAUUACGAUCGAGCCUCCCAAACCGUGCGGGGCUAUCAACAUCCUCGUACGCCCGUGUGUGUUUUGUCUCAUUUUUUCAUAUGGUUUUCCUUUCAAAUAAUUACGUUUUUCACGCGCUGUACACAGAAAUGCAAACACAGAAAAACCUUCCCCUUCGGGUUUUGUGCCUGUACGUGGAUGUAUGUUUUGUGAGUGUGUUUUUGUGUGUACAAGAUCAGUCUUUAAAUACUCUACGCUGUGAAUAAUUAGUGCCAUAGUCGAAAUGAUUAUCGUGUAAGCUCCGUUUUGCUUCCAUUACUGGUCUUGGCUGGAUGUUUUGGCGAAUCCGUUAAACGUGUGAGCUGUAUGUAUAAGGCCGUGUGUUUCCAACAAAUGAAUGUAUGUAUAGGUGUAUGUAAAUUUGAAUCUAAAGUAUAUUGAACGAUUUUGCAAUUCCAAUGGUUGCGUUUUCCUUUCCGUACUGAUGAACCAUUUUGAUUGAGUAUUCAGAAAAAAAGUAUUCAAUUAGAAUGAUAAUUUGGUGCUACGAAUCGAGCUGUAUUUGAAAUCGACUAGUAAAGAGCUUCGCCUACGCCUAUGCAUUUCUGAAAAGGUGCUUUUCGUUUUUUAAUUAGUUGUGAAUAAAACGAAUAGCCUCUUAAAUCACCCCUUAUUCACAAAUCAGAUUGAAACAAUCACUUCAUUUAAUCGUAAAGGACAUCGAUCAUCGACUCUGUCAGGCUGGAUAAAAUAAUUUAGCUGCACUAGGGGUCUCAAGGGUUAUUUUUUGCUCCCAUUUCCUAUUGCUUUAAUCCGAUUUCGGUAUCAUUAUCUUUUCGCUGCACCCUAGUACUCCAACCGGCUGCUACUGCUACUAUCGUGGAUGGUUAAUUAUGAGUAAAUAAAAUUUGGAUUAAAUCAACCAUAACUCAUCGAACGAUGGCCGGACAGGGCUGCCACUGUGAGCGGCUAGUAGGGAAUUGAAUUGAACCGGUAUAAGUAGACGGAGCGAAAGAGAGAGGUCAAAUGAAUGAAGCGAACAUACAAAAAAAAGGUUUUCAAUUACUGUGGAAUGAUCUUUCCACCGGCAACCACCCUUCGGUCCCAUCAAAACAGGCACGCAAGAGUUAAUUUAAUUAUUCAUCCUCAAACGAACGCUCCCUCUCCAACACAGGAUCAAUACUAUGGCAAUUUUGUUGUCGGUGGUGAUCGUGGUGGUUGGUGUAUGAAUCGAGAGCAAAAUAAAACGUAAAAAAGACAAAACAAAAAAAGGGUGGUCGGACUACCACCCCACAGUUCCCACAGCGAGUCGGUGCUUGUUAAUUGCUAGUAAUUAAAAUUAUUAUCACCAACAAUAUGACGCCAGCGCUCGAGGAGGUACCCAUUAAACCAAAACUCCUCCCCCCCCUCCCCUUUGUCACUAUGGCUGUCCCCCUGUGUUCCCCAUCAUCAAUGCAACAAAUUAUGAAACAAUCAAAAGCGUAAGGGAUUGAAGCAAUCAGUGGGUGUGCUACUUGUUUGAUUGAUUGUGACAAAGAUAUCGUCAAUCUGUUGCCCGAUGUCGAAGCCCCAGAUUAUGAGCGUAGAGAUGGCCAAUUAUGAGUUGAGUAUUUUUUAUCAUUUGUGCCAAUUUCACAUUACUAGUACGAAAAAAAAACUGAUAAAAAGAUAACAAACACCACAACAAAAUAGAACUCGAAACAGCAUUUAGAGGAUACAAAUCACACACACACACACACACACACACACACACACUCACUAACUUGUCCUUCUCCCGGUAAUCAUCAUAACAGUAGUGGUAAACGAAAAAAAAACAAGUGAAAAAACGACAGAAAUAAAAAACAAAACUAUGUUAUAAGAUGUAAAACGAAUUAAAGAGAAAAACAAACACAACUAAAUCAACAAGACUUAUCGAGAAGAGAAAAAAGAAGGAAAAAUGGCGAUAACUAAACGAGAAAAAAGAAAACAAAAAACUUAGAAUUUGUAAAAAUGAAGAAAAACAAGAUGGACAAAACGACAAAAACCAAACAAAUGAAUGAGGCGAGUCGGAGAAGCUAAACCCGUCAUUGAAAAAUAAUAAUCACCACACACACACACAUACGAAAGUGAAAGUUGUAAACCGUAAGGUAAAAACAAGAGAAAGUGAGAAAAAAGGGGAGCCGAAAAAUCAACUAGCGAUUAAAGUAAAUGAAACGUAAAUAAAAAAGAAACAAAUUAAACGGAACGAGAACAGUGGACGAGCGAAGUAAUAAAUUCAACCAAACAAAACAAGACUACCAAACCAACAG
Molecule: messenger RNA, 10594 nt
Organism: Anopheles stephensi (Asian malaria mosquito)
Lineage: Eukaryota; Metazoa; Arthropoda; Insecta; Diptera; Culicidae
Product: neural cell adhesion molecule 2-like
Exons: 7
Coding region: 1056-2549 (497 amino acids)
Cellular component (GO): neuron projection
Molecular function (GO): protein binding
Source: RefSeq, a predicted model, not a curated record